UUUUUGGAACAAAAUGAUCAGCAAGAGCAACUGGCCAAGAAGUGGGGGUUCAAAACGUCUGACAUAAGAGAACUGAGUAACCAUGAAUUCUUCAUGCCAGGAAUGGUUGAUACACACAUCCAUGCUCCUCAGUAUUCCUUUACUGGUACAAGAGUAGAUCUACCUCUUUUGCAGUGGUUGACUACCUACACAUUCCCAACAGAAGCCAAAUACAAAGACAGUGAUUUUGCAGAAGAAGUGUACACCAGAGUUGUUAGACGAACUCUAAAGAAUGGCACGACUACAGCUUGCUACUUUGCAACAAUCUACACAGAUACUUCUCUUCUUCUUGCUGAAAUUAUAGAUAAAUUUGGUCAACGAGCAUUUGUUGGAAAAGUCUGCAUGGAUAUGAAUGACAGUGUGCCACAAUACAAAGAGAUUACUGCUGACUCCAUCCAAGAGACAGAAAGGUUUGUGAAAGAACUACUGGAAAAGAAAUAUCCAAGGGUGCAGCCUGUAAUAACCCCCCGCUUUGGCCCUUCCUGCACAGAGGAUUUGCUGUGUGCACUUGGUGAUUUAGCACAGGCUCACGACCUUCAUGUGCAGAGUCACAUAAGUGAGAAUGAAGAAGAACUCAAACUUGUGGAGAACAUGUUUCCUGCCUACCAGAAUUACACUGAAUUGUAUGAUAAAAACAAGCUGCUUACCAGCAAGGCAGUGAUGGCUCAUGCCUGUUAUCUUUCUGAAGAAGAGCUGAAACUUUUCAGUCUUCGUGGAGCUGCAAUUUCACAUUGCCCCAAUUCUAAUUUUUCGUAA
Messenger RNA from Mesitornis unicolor (brown roatelo), 795 nucleotides. It is a transcript of the gene GDA, whose product is annotated as guanine deaminase. The transcript has 8 exons. NCBI's taxonomy places the organism in Eukaryota, Metazoa, Chordata, Aves, Mesitornithiformes, Mesitornithidae. The record is from RefSeq and is a predicted model, not a curated record. Gene Ontology annotation, cellular component: cytosol. Gene Ontology annotation, biological process: guanine metabolic process. Gene Ontology annotation, molecular function: guanine deaminase activity; zinc ion binding. The coding region runs from base 94 to 795 and encodes 233 amino acids.